Messenger RNA from Laetiporus sulphureus 93-53, 1422 nucleotides. RefSeq lists its product as uncharacterized. NCBI's taxonomy places the organism in Eukaryota, Fungi, Basidiomycota, Agaricomycetes, Polyporales, Laetiporaceae. Bases 1 to 1422 code for a protein of 473 amino acids. The transcript has 2 exons. The record is from RefSeq and is a predicted model, not a curated record.
AUGACUACACUCACAAAUGCAGGAAACGCUUCGACGCCCACUCCGAUAGCGGAAGAUCAUGGAGCUUUGCCUCAAUAUGGCUUUGGUCCGGACGUCGAGUUCGAGAAGCUGAUUGACAGCAACCCAUUUCUCUUCCGAGUCUAUACGCCAAAGGAGACAGCUCACAAUGACCGAGACGAACCUUGUUUCAUUGGACCUCGUUUUGAAGAGGACUUUGGCUCGACCAGCUUCACCUGCGAGGGCUCUGACAGCUCUCCUUAUCGAAGCCCGCCAGAGUCGACAUAUGCAGACGUCGUGCAGCACCUCGACUGGACGACGCGAUCUUCAUCGCCGUACGUCUCGACAUCCUUCAGCUUCGCGUGGGCGAUAUGGGAAGCUACGAGGCGAUACCACUUUGGUAUGAAGCACUCUGUCGAGAUCGCGGUGAUCGACGCAAAGGCGGUGGCGGGACGAGCGGUUACCGCUGUUGAGCUCCUCAGGAAAGCGGCGCCCAAAGGUCGCCAUCAGGACCACUGGAAAUGGUAUCGGUUCGCACUCGAGGCGCAAGACGUCCUCGUGUGGGGGUACAUUCCCGGCUCAGCGGUCUUCGCUUCGAUACCGCUCUCACAACUGGUCGCGAAACUACCCUCCUACUUCCUCAGCAUGGACGCCCCCGACGUCAAAGACUCUCUCAUGUCCCGCUUGGGGUGGAACUACACCCUGAAACGUCCGAGCUACCGGCAAUUCUGCCAGGACAUGUCUGAGCGUUUCCUGCGCAUGCCCGUCGACAGGCGGCUGCGCGACACGACCGCGGGCUCGGUCCGGCUGGCGCUCUGCCACCUGCGCCCGUGGUUCCACCGGCUCGCGAUCGAGGACUUCACGACUGCGACCGUGACAGUGUGCGAACUCGCGUUUGUCAUCGCGCGCUGGUCGGGGCAGUGGUGGGUGCGCGAGCACCCCGAGAUCCAGGGCCUUAUCCGGUGCAUGGUGCAUAUCGUCGGAGAGGAGGUGCGCGAGGCGCGCAGGGUGCAGGCGCUCGCGGAUGCUUCGAGGAUGCAGGAGAUCGUGGGUGGCAUAGAACAGCUGGCUGAGACGUAUCAGAUGAGGUCUCGUCUCCAGAAAGCAUCAGGUGCCGAGUCCCAGUCUUCUUCUGCUGAGACAGAGCCGUCUGCCGUUGAGACGCGUAACACGGCCGCGCAGCCUGCGAAGCCUGUCUCUCCCGCCCUCACUGUGCAGACUGCUCCACGGGAGCUUGACCUGGAGAAGGCGACGCCUGUAGACGACGAAGUCGUCCCGCCCGCAAGGCCGUCGUCUGGGUCGAGUUAUUAUGGAUCCUUUGCACGAUUAGUAUCUUGUCUUUUGACAGGCUUCUUGGUCGGCACCUUCUUCACGUUGUGCAUCUUGGCUCCCGAUAAGCGUGAAAUUGCCCACCAUCUCACUUGA